Messenger RNA from Leptopilina heterotoma, 2648 nucleotides. Its product is annotated as DNA repair and recombination protein RAD54B-like. The record is from RefSeq and is a predicted model, not a curated record. The coding region runs from base 93 to 2507 and encodes 804 amino acids. Gene Ontology annotation, molecular function: DNA translocase activity; ATP-dependent chromatin remodeler activity; ATP binding. NCBI's taxonomy places the organism in Eukaryota, Metazoa, Arthropoda, Insecta, Hymenoptera, Figitidae. Gene Ontology annotation, cellular component: nucleus. The transcript has 10 exons. Gene Ontology annotation, biological process: reciprocal meiotic recombination; double-strand break repair via homologous recombination.
AUAGUAGUGGAAAACGUAAACAACUUCUAUUUAAAUUUUCACACGUGUUUGUAAUAAGAAGUUUCUUGCUACUAAAAAGUGUAAAUAUCAAUAUGAAUCGUAAUUAUCGAGCCCAGGGAAGAAGUACAGCUCACAUUCUUCAGUUGUUUAAUAAAAAAGCAAAUAAACCUGAGGUGGAGGAAGAAAAAUCGUUAGAUUCACAAGAGUCUUCGGAAGGUUCUCAAAGUGCAUCGUCCUCACAAAAGAAUCUGACAAACGUAUCAAACGAUGAUAAAAUCAAUGAUUCAAUUACUUAUAACGUUCUCAUCGGGAAAAAGUCUAACAAAAAGCAUAAAACAUGGGAUGAGGAUGGAAUUUUAAUAGUUAGUGGAACUAAAGCCGUUUUGAAGGAUCCUGAUGGAAAAUUUUUGGGAAAAUUGGCCGUAACUGCAGAAACUGCCACCGAAGGAUCGAUUCUAUCAAUGGGGGGAAAAGAAAUACAAAUAAUUGAUAGAGUUAGUUCGAAUAUUCCACAAAAAUCGGAGAAGAAGGAUGUAAUUUCAGAACCACCGUUGAAGAAAUUGAAAACUCAUAAUAAAUUCAUUCCACUGAGUAAAACAGGUAAAGGUCUCGGUGGACUGUUACAAAAUUACGAACCCCUAAUAAUGCCGAGGCCGAAUGAGGAAAUAAAUUGGACGGAAGAAAAUUGUCAAAUUCGUGAUGUAUCGCUCGACGCUUGUUUAGCAACUGUCUUAAGACCCCAUCAACGUUAUGGUCUUGUCUUUUUGUACAAAUGUAUAAUGGGCAUGAAUGAUCCAAAUUAUUUCGGUGCAAUUUUAGCCGACGAAAUGGGCCUGGGAAAAACUUUACAAUGCGUCGCUUUGACAUGGACUUUAUUGAAACAAGGUCCCUAUGGGAAGGCAAUAUUAAAACGAGUACUUGUUGUUGCGCCAAGUAGUUUGUGCGGAAAUUGGAACAAUGAAUUUAUCCGCUGGCUGGGUAUACAUAGAAUUUCCCCUUUUGUCAUUGAGGGGAAAAAGAAACCGAAAGAUUUUCUAAAAUCACCAAGAGCCUCGGUUAUGAUAAUCAGCUAUGAGAUGUUUGUCAGAAAUUUCGAAGAAGUCAAUGAAAUUGGUUUCGAUUUAUUGAUAUGCGACGAGGGACAUCGUCUUAAGAACAGUGAAUUAAAAUCUCUAAAGAUGCUGAAUCAAUUAACCUGUCGUAGGAGAAUUCUCCUGACAGGUACACCCGUUCAGAACGAUUUACAGGAACUUUAUACACUCGUCGAUUUUGUGAAUCCGGAUAUUCUCGAGACAAGUAAUUUCUUUAGGAAGCAUUAUGAAAAUCCAAUAGUGGCAUCACAAAAACCAGACGCAUCGGAGGAGGUAAUUUCCCUAGGUCAGGAGAGAGCCGAAGAACUUCAUGAGAAAACGAAAGUAUUCAUUCUACGAAGAACGAAUGAUUUGAUAAAUAAAUAUUUACCAUCAAAACACGAGUUGGUUAUAUUCUGUCGAUUAACACCCGAACAAAAUGAAAUUUACACAAAAGUAACGGAUCUUCUAAUCGAGAGGGAAUUACUAAAGACAAAUGUCAUGCCACUGGCGAUAAUAACGGCAUUGAAAAAAAUAUGCAAUCAUCCAAAUUUAUUUUUAAUCGAAAAAAGUAAUUUAAUCGAGGAAUUGAAAACGACCGAUUUUUGUAUGGAAAAAAGCUACGAAUCUUUUAAUUAUUCAGUGAAAAUGAAUGUCGUUCGGGCUUUGCUUAGAGAAUUGAAAGGAACAUCUGAAAAUGUGGUACUCGUCUCGUAUUUUACAAAAACACUCGAUUUAUUGGAGAAACUUUGUAAUUCUGAAGGGAUGUCCUCGUGUCGUUUGGACGGUAGUACGGCAACAACCGGAAGGACGAAAAUAGUCGAUAAAUUUAAUUCGAAAGGAAACACAACACGUGUAUUUCUAUUGAGUGCAAAAGCCGGUGGAGUUGGUUUAAAUCUCGUAGGAGCGUCUAGAUUAGUUUUAUUCGAUUCCGAUUGGAAUCCAGCUUCAGACGCACAGGCAAUGGCGAGAAUCUGGCGAGAUGGACAAAAGAAAUCUGUUUAUAUUUACAGACUUUUGACAACUGGCACAAUAGAGGAGAAGAUUUAUCAAAGACAAAUUAGUAAAACUAGUCUCAGUGAAGCUGUCGUCGAUGCAAAUCACCUUGCAUCCUUAAAAUUGUCAACCAGUGAAUUAAAGGAUUUGUUUACAUUAACAACGGACACUUGUUCCUUGACUCACGAUUUAAUGGAUUGUUCGUGUGAUAAAGAAGAUAUUGAAAAUGAAGACAAAGAAAAUGAUGUGAACCUUGACGAUUCUCGUAUUUGUCAAUUAGACCUACAAACAAAUUCCGAACAACCGAUAACAAUUAAUCAACUUCUUCGAUGGAAACAUUAUAAUUAUCCGGUUUCUGAAGAACUGUUGAAGGAAUUAUUAAUGGAACGAGUCUCUGAGUGUAUAACAUUUAUUUUUCAAAAUUCAAGCACUGAAAACUGAUUGUUUCCUAGUUUGAAAUAAUUACGGUAAAGUAUUAUUAUUCUAAGUCACAUUAAGAGUGAAAAUUAUGUUUAAAGUUUUUUAGACAGUCAAAUUGAAAUAAUACCUGAUAAUUUCAUUAAAAAAUCUAUAUUUUUCAUA